UCAGAGGACUGGGAGAGAGUACAGAGAGAAGUGCUUAAGGCAAAGAAGGGACAGAAAUCAGGAUCAGAGCUGCUGGCUGUCUUUCAGACAUCCUUUAGAAGAACCUGUCAAGACAAGAACGCAAACACAGAGACAAACAAGGAUCGAUAUGGAGAAAGGAGAAAGCCGGGUGCAGCAGCUUCAGGAGGAUGUGGAGGAGGUUCGGGUCAUCAUGCAGGACAACAUCGAAAAGGCCAGAGAGCGCGAGGGAAAACUAGAGGAAUUGGACGAGAGAGCUGAAUCGAUGCUUAAGAGUAGCACACAGUUUCGGAAGUCAACAAAAAGAGUGAGAAAAACUGUGGAAAUUGAGAAUACAUUGUUGCCGUGUAAGAACAGGAAGGUGAUCGCGGUCAUCGCUGGAGUAGUUGUUCUGGUCAUCAUCGUCAUCAUCGUCAUCAUCGUCGCAUCACAAGGCCAGAGUCAGAACUGAGAGAAUAGAGACUCUGGUUAAAAAGCCAGAGAAGAAGAAGUGAUGGGCGUAACAACUAUUUAUGCUACUCAGGAGUGGGUUUUUUUUUUGUUCUGUGUUAAAAUUUGUAUUCAGAUGGUACAUGUAAACACUUUCUGCUGCUUCAGUCUCCAUUUUUUAUAUUGUUUGUAAGGCUUUGAUGUGUUUAUACUUUUAUAUAAAGAUGUGUGUAUCUGUUGAGGUGAACUGCACAAACUGUAACUACAUACUGGGGUAAGAAUGAAAUUUUUUUGGACAUCUACAGACCAUGUAAAUGUCUGUUUUGCCUUAAUACAGGAUAUUUAAUACUUACAGAAUACAAUAAUGUGGAUAAAUUGACUAUAGGUGCAUGGUCAAGGAAAAUGGAGGAAUAUGGAUCUUGUGUGGAAAAGGAAAAAUAUGUUAAAUAUUACCUCUGAUUUGCCUCUGGAGUCAUUAGAGAUUUCAGUAUUCAGUGCCUACUUCUGCACUUGUGACGCACACUCCUUGCUGUUUGUGUUUACUCUUCUAUAUCUACAAGAGUACUGGUAAUUUUUUGAGUCUGCUUCCUCUCGAGGUUUUUUCCCUCAUGUCGUCUCGGGGAGUUUUUCCUCACCUAUGUCACCUCUGGCUUGUGCAUUACGGAUUUACAUUUGGAUUACUGUUUUGUGAUUAUACUGUAUAUUGUUACACAAAUACAAAUAAAAUUGAUAUAUAUAUGUAAAAAAAACUAAACAUUAACAGCAGAACCAUGGCUGAAGGACACCAGGGGUUUCUCUGGGUUCAGGGUUCUCACUCAUGAACUUCCAGUCAUCCGGAGUCUAUCCCGGGAACACUGCACGUGAGGUAGGAAUACGUACCGAAUGGGAUGCCAGUCCAUGCACACACACUCAUACUCACACACUCAUCCACACCUAGAGGUGAUUCAUCAUAGUCAAUCCGCCUCCUGGCCUGUUUCUGAGAAGUGAAAGGAAAACUGAGAACCUGGAGGAAACCCCUGCAGAUACAGGGAGAACAUGCACACACACACACACACACACACACACACACACACACAGUAACCUGAGAUCGACCCCGGAACCCUGGAGACCUGAGGAGGAAAUGUAGCCUUGUUAUGUUUGGUGCUGAUGGGACUCUACGAUUGUGGUCAACCAGCCGCAGUAGAAAAUACAGACUUUUUACAAUAAACUCCAGGUGUUUGGGGAAAGAAGCUGCUGCACAUCUGUUUUAGUCACUUAAAAAAUGUUACUUCCUCACUUUCUUAUUAAAU
Pangasianodon hypophthalmus (striped catfish) is the source of this 1736-nucleotide messenger RNA. RefSeq names its product synaptobrevin-1. Gene Ontology annotation, molecular function: SNAP receptor activity; syntaxin-1 binding. Lineage: Eukaryota; Metazoa; Chordata; Actinopteri; Siluriformes; Pangasiidae. The transcript is spliced from 3 exons. The coding region runs from base 149 to 469 and encodes 106 amino acids. Gene Ontology annotation, biological process: SNARE complex assembly; vesicle fusion; vesicle-mediated transport. Gene Ontology annotation, cellular component: plasma membrane; SNARE complex. The record is from RefSeq and is a predicted model, not a curated record.